Messenger RNA from Suricata suricatta (meerkat), 3132 nucleotides. RefSeq names its product coactivator associated arginine methyltransferase 1 (gene CARM1). The transcript is spliced from 16 exons. Gene Ontology annotation, biological process: peptidyl-arginine methylation. NCBI's taxonomy places the organism in Eukaryota, Metazoa, Chordata, Mammalia, Carnivora, Herpestidae. The record is from RefSeq and is a predicted model, not a curated record. Bases 1 to 1746 code for a protein of 581 amino acids. Gene Ontology annotation, molecular function: protein-arginine N-methyltransferase activity.
AUGGCACCAGGCCAGGGUCCCUUCCUGGGACCCAUUCGCAGCCAGAUCUGGGAGCCCCUCAUCUGGGGCCAUGGCCCGAGGCCUCGCUCGGCCGGCCCCAAGCCCCGCGGGCUCACGCCACCCCUCUGUCCCCUCGCAGACGAAGAUGUGUGUGUGUUCAAGUGCUCGGUGUCCCGUGAGACGGAGUGCAGCCGCGUGGGCAAGCAGUCCUUCAUCAUCACGCUGGGCUGCAACAGCGUCCUCAUCCAGUUCGCCACGCCCAAUGACUUCUGUUCCUUCUACAACAUCCUGAAAACCUGUCGGGGCCACACCCUGGAGCGGUCGGUGUUCAGCGAGCGCACCGAGGAGUCCUCCGCCGUGCAGUAUUUCCAGUUUUACGGCUACCUGUCCCAGCAGCAGAACAUGAUGCAGGACUACGUGCGGACGGGCACCUACCAGCGCGCGAUCCUGCAGAACCACACGGACUUCAAGGACAAGAUUGUUCUGGACGUGGGCUGUGGCUCUGGCAUCCUCUCGUUUUUUGCCGCACAAGCUGGAGCCAGGAAGAUCUACGCGGUGGAGGCCAGCACCAUGGCCCAGCACGCAGAGGUCUUGGUGAAGAGUAACAACCUCACCGAGCGCAUCGUGGUCAUCCCCGGGAAGGUGGAGGAAGUCUCGCUCCCUGAGCAGGUGGACAUCAUCAUCUCGGAGCCUAUGGGCUACAUGCUCUUCAACGAGCGCAUGCUCGAGAGCUACCUCCACGCCAAGAAGUACCUGAGGCCGGGGGGAAACAUGUUCCCCACCAUUGGUGACGUCCAUCUUGCACCCUUCACGGAUGAACAGCUCUACAUGGAGCAGUUCACCAAGGCCAACUUCUGGUACCAGCCAUCCUUCCAUGGAGUGGACCUGUCAGCCCUCCGAGGCGCGGCAGUGGACGAGUAUUUCCGGCAGCCAGUGGUGGAUACAUUUGACAUCCGGAUCCUGAUGGCCAAGUCUGUCAAGUACACAGUGAACUUCUUAGAAGCCAAAGAAGGAGAUUUGCACAGGAUAGAAAUCCCAUUCAAAUUCCACAUGCUGCAUUCCGGGCUGGUUCACGGUCUGGCCUUCUGGUUUGAUGUCGCCUUCAUCGGCUCCAUAAUGACAGUGUGGCUGUCCACGGCCCCGACGGAGCCCCUGACCCACUGGUACCAGGUCCGGUGCCUGUUCCAGUCACCGCUGUUCGCCAAGGCUGGGGACACGCUCUCAGGGACAUGUCUGCUUAUCGCCAACAAAAGACAGAGCUAUGACAUCAGUAUUGUGGCCCAGGUAGACCAGACGGGGUCCAAGUCCAGUAACCUCCUGGAUCUGAAAAACCCCUUCUUCAGAUACACGGGCACGACGCCCUCGCCCCCGCCUGGCUCCCACUACACGUCGCCCUCGGAGAACAUGUGGAACACGGGCAGCACCUACAACCUCAGCAGCGGGAUGGCCGUGGCUGGGAUGCCGACCGCCUACGACCUGAGCAGUGUUAUUGCCGGCGGCUCCAGCGUGGGCCACAACAACCUGAUUCCUUUAGCCAACACGGGGAUUGUCAAUCACACCCACUCCCGGAUGGGCUCCAUAAUGAGCACGGGGAUUGUCCAAGGCUCCUCGGGCGCCCAGGGCGGCGGCGGCGGCGGCUCCAGCGCCCACUACGCGGUCAACAGCCAGUUCACCAUGGGCGGCCCUGCCAUCUCGAUGGCCUCCCCCAUGUCCAUCCCGACCAACACCAUGCACUAUGGGAGCUAGGCACCGCCGGCAUCGAACAGACUGACAGCACCAGGAAACCAAAUGAAGACCCUGCCCACCCACCCCUUGCCUGGGCGGCUUUCACCCCGUACCGGAGGAGCCCAAACACCCGGUCACAGCUCUCUUUGCUAUGGGAACUCGGACACUUUUUUACACACCAUUGCCGCUGCCCCCCUUCCCCCCCCCCCCCCCCAUCUUGGCCCCGAGCGUGUGUCGCUGCCGUGUUUUACACAAGAUCAUGUCGUGGGAGCCCUGCUUCCCCCUCCUGCCCUCCACCCUGACCUGGGUUUGACAUCUUCUGUAACAGGCGUGUCCGGGCCCGACAGCUGCGGGCCUGGCGGGGAGGGGGGGCAGCAGCUGCUCCCCCAGGGUCCCUCGGCGCUGGCCCCCCUCUGCCUGUCUCCAGGGGGAAGGCCGUCUGGGGCCUCCCCUUCAACUACCAGGCCUUGGUCACAAUGGGCGUGACAUGCUGCUUUUUUUAAUUUUAUUUUUUUACGAGAAGAACCAGUGUCAAUCCACAGACCCUCUGAGGAACCAGGCCGGCCGGGCCGAGCCAGCAGCCCCUUCCUCCGGCCCAAAGGCGCAGGGGUGAGGGGCAGCCCUGCCGUGGCUUCGGGAUAGGGGCAGGGCCAGGCCUCUGGAGACCCGAGGCCUGGCCCUCCCACCAAAGGGUUCACCUCACACUUGAAUGUACAACCCACCCCGGCUGUCGGGAAGGCCCUCCGUCCUUGGCCCCUGCCUCUUGCUGCUGUCCUGCCCCUGAGCCCCUGCAGGUCCCCUCCCCCACCCCUACCAAGCGCUAGAGCAGGUGGCCCCGUAGGCCCUGGGCCUGGAGGGAAGGGGCAGACCCGAGCGCCCUCGAGGCUCUGUCGUGGAAGGCGUCCUUCUCCCUCGUAGCUCACGUAGGCCUGUGUGUUUCCCUCCACGUUUGUAGACGCUCCAGUCCCUAUGACUAUGAUGGCAUUGUGGUCCCUCCCGGCCUGGGAAGGGGCCUUGCAGGGACCUCUCCCCACCCCCGCCCCCACUAAAACGGAAAAUAAACGAGGAAAUGUAUGUUUCAGCACAGGCCAUCUUCUUCUGCUCCCCCGCCCCAUUUCUAACAGCCCCAAGCUGGCCGUGGUGGAGCUCAGGCGCAGAGGCCCCAGGACCUGCUGACCGGGCCCCCCUGGGAAGGGCAGGCGAAGCGGAGGUGGGGGUGGCCCCCUGGGCUCUCCCGGCUGUUCCCCGUCCUCCCCCCACCCCCCCAGGGAAAGCAGAGGCCUAGCGGGCAGCUCGGGGUGACGGCCACCUCGUCAACUCCCUGCUCGGCUGUCCCUUUCCCUCCUUUAUAUAAAUUCUCUGAUUCACCUUUGCAUAGAAAAUAAAAGUGUUUGCUUUGUAAGAAAA